Molecule: messenger RNA, 2310 nt
Organism: Rhincodon typus (whale shark)
Lineage: Eukaryota; Metazoa; Chordata; Chondrichthyes; Orectolobiformes; Rhincodontidae
Product: staphylococcal nuclease domain-containing protein 1
Exons: 10
Coding region: 1-1104 (367 amino acids)
Biological process (GO): mRNA catabolic process
Cellular component (GO): nucleus; cytosol
Molecular function (GO): nuclease activity; RNA binding
Source: RefSeq, a predicted model, not a curated record
AUGAAGAUAAGCCAAGAAAUUGGGAAGGCAAAUGCAUGUAUCGAGUGCCCUCGUGGAUCUCGUAACACUCCGACAGGAGUCCAGGAAGGGGAACCGUUCAGUGAAGAUGCUACACAAUUUACCAAGGAAUUGGUGCUACAGCGUGAGGUGGAGGUUGAGGUGGAAAGCAUGGAUAAAGCUGGUAAUUUUAUUGGCUGGCUACACAUAGAUGGGAUCAACCUUUCUGUCGCUCUUGUGGAGAACUCUCUCUCAAAGGUGCAUUUCACUGCAGAGCGGAGUUCCUACUACAAAGCACUUCUAUCAGUUGAAGAGCCUGCCAAGUUGAAACGGGAAAAGGUCUGGUCUAAUUAUGAGGAACAGCCAGCAGAAGAAGCAGUGCUGCAGGUUGCGGAGGAAAAGGAGCGCACAACCAACUAUAAGCCUGUCUUUGUAACUGAGAUAACAGAUGAUCUCCACUUCUAUGUACAAGAUGUUGAAACUGGCACUCAGCUGGAAAAAUUAAUGGAGAGUAUGAGGAGUGAGAUAGCGGCUCAUCCACCUAUGGAAGGCUCCUACACACCCCGCCGCGGAGACUAUUGUAUCGCAAAGUUCAUCGACGGAGAAUGGUACAGAGCUCGAGUGGAAAAGGUUGAAUCACCUGCCAAAGUCCAUGUCUUCUAUAUUGAUUACGGCAAUAAAGAGUGUGUGGCAUCUACUCGUCUUGGUGUUCUGCCACCUGCCUUCAGCACACGAGUCCUGCCUGCCCAGGCCACAGAGUAUACUUUUGCAUAUAUCCAGGUGCCACAAGAUGAAGAUGCUAAAGCUGAUGUAAUUGACAGUGUUGUCAGAGACAUUCAGAACACCCAAUGCCUACUAAAUGUUGAAUUUGGAGGACCCAGCUGCUCAUUUGUUACCCUGCAGUUUGCUGAUUCGAAGGAUGAUGUGGGCCUUGGACUGGUCAAGGAGGGGCUUGUCAUGGUGGACGUGCGCAAGGAAAAGCACUUGCAAAAAGUGAUUACAGAAUACCUGAAUGCUCAGGAGGCUGCCAAAUCUGCUCGGUUGAACCUCUGGCGUUAUGGUGAUUUCCGAGCUGAUGAUGCUGACGAAUUUGGGUACAGACGCUAAAGAAUCAGACAUGAUGACGGCGACACACCAACUUCCCUUCUGUCCCUCCUCUCUUACUGCCCUCCCUGUCUACAACAAGAGAGACUUCUGGUACUUCUUUCUCGGUUUCCUCCCUUCAGGCUUUCGGAGUCUCAUUGCACUCGUCCUCUGCACCUUCAGAUGAGCAGUUGGCAGUGCCAGGGGCUGAGAUACUAAUCAUGAUUGGACUAUGAUGUUAAUUUGUGAAAUGAACUGGAAAUGAGUCGCCUGCUUUAAACUGAAAUUCUUUUAUUUCACCUAUUCCUUCUGAAAUGCAGAAUAAAUCAGCACACUUGGUGAUUUUUUUUUCCAUUCAUGUUGGCUUUGAAAAAUAUAUUCUUUGAUUUAAAAAAAAAUUAGUUCAUAAUCACGCAAGACAGGAACCAAGCUGAUCUCGAAUGAGAUCCAGUUAUUCAAAAAGGCUGCUGACAAUAUAGUCACACCUGACUGACGGGUAAUUAAAGCAAGCCUGUUUGAGGGAAAACGCAGGAGCAGAUGUUCCAGGUUGGGACAGAUGGAAUCUUAAAGGGAAAUUGCCAGUGAGACUUACAAAUGUUUCCAAGUUUCAGAACCCUGCAUAUUGCAUCACUUUUUUGAUGUUUUUUUUUCCUGUUAUGCGCUAACAAAUUCCUCUAUAUAACUCGGUGUUGAGUCCAUUUUUAGAAGCAGGUUUAGAAUUUUCUUGAUCAUGGGCCUCCCCAUCACCAGAACCGCCAUAGAAGUUGGUUAACCAGAACAGAACAGAACGGGAAGUGGAGAUACCUGAGUUAAUCUUUAUAAAUGUCUUAAUUAUAUAUUAGCCAAACCGCUAAGUGUUGAAGUCAUUUGUCUGCUCAAGCUUGGACCACAUACAGAUCUAAUACAAAGUACCGAUGGGGUACUUUGAGGGUUCGUGCACAGUCUGCUUAGCAGUCAGUAGCUUAUCUUGAGGAAAACGUGGGUACAGAUAGCUGAUGCAGAGGAAUCUAUAUUAGGAAGCUAUGUGCCUCUCUCUUUCUCUCUUUAUUUUUCUUGUGACUUGAUUGCAAGUGAUCUUUUUCCUUUGUAAUUCUGUAACAAACAGUUCAUGAUUUUUUUUUCCCCACACACCCCUCCCCCCACCCCAUUCCCUUUCCUCAUCUGAUGUUGUCUCUUGUCAUUAUAUUUAAUGCUUACAGUCUCAAUAAAAGUAGCAUUGGCAACACAAAA